Molecule: messenger RNA, 1215 nt
Organism: Closterium sp. Yama58-4
Lineage: Eukaryota; Viridiplantae; Streptophyta; Zygnematophyceae; Desmidiales; Closteriaceae
Source: the annotation of a GenBank genome assembly
AUGCACCGAACGCUUGUAGUGACUGCAACGUGCCUAGAAUGGUGCAUGCACAUACUCUACAAGCACAAUCACGACUGCCACGUUGUUUCUUCCCCACCAACUACUCGUUCCUGGAGCUCCAUCAACAUUCGCCAUCAACUCCACACCAUCAAUCCAACUCCCAUCUUCAAACCACCCUCCGCCCUGCCCACCUACCAAGCUCCAAAUGACAUGUGCAAAGUCAAGGUUGCUUCUGCUCAAGAAACUGUGAAACAAGCAUCAACCAGCCCACACCCGCUUGGUCCAUCACCAUUUACCACCCAACGCGAUUUCAACCCGCCAUCACACCGCCCUCCGCCCUGCCCACCUACCAAGCUCCAAAUGACAUGUGCAAGUCAAGGGUGCUUUUGCUCAAGAAGCUAUGAAACCAGCAUCAAUCAGUCCACACCCGCUGGAUCUCUAUCAGCAUUCGCCAUCAACGUGACGUUCAACCCGCCAUCAACCCGCCAUCAACCCGCCAUCAAGCCAUCAACCCGCCAUCAACCCGCCAUCAAACCGCCAUCAAACCGCUCAGCCUCUCUCUCCAUUUCAGAUGCAAUCAGGUGCAAGUCACGAACGUUGCCUCUACUCAAGAAUCUGUGGAACACACAGCAUCCAAUGCGCACCUGCUGGAGCUUCCAUCACCAUUUGCCACCAAAGCCACUAUCAACCCGCCAUCAAACCGCCCUCCGCCCUGCCCAUCUCUUCAGCUCCAGAGGAUAUGUUGUGCAAGUCAAGAACGUGGCUUCUGCUCAAAAAGCUGCGAAUCAAGCAUCAACCUAUCGUUACCCGCUGGAACUCCAUCAUCAGCCCGCCAUCAACCCUUCAUCAGCCCGCCAUCAACCCUUCAUCAACCCGCCAUCAACCCGCCAUCAACCCGCCAUCAAACCGCCCAGCCUCCCUCUCCAGCUCCAGAGGCAAUCAAGUGGAGUCAAGUACGUUGCCUCUGCUCAAGAAUCCGUGAAACAAGCAUCAUCCAGUCCACACCCGCUGGUGCUCGCAUCACCGUUCAGCGCUUCAAUCUUCUCUCGUGUGGCGUGCGACGGGCGUGCGCUUGACUGCUUCGGCACGACUGAUCGGGAAGUGUCGUUCCCUUCCCUCCCUCCUCUCUCCCUUCACCGCGUGUUCCUUCGUUGUUCCGUUUCGCAUCUCGCCAAUCCGCCUUGUGUGUUUUUCGACGUUUCACCGUUCCUCUGA